AUGAAAUUACUCGUUUUACUUAUGAUUGCCUCUGUCGCAGUUUGUGCUUAUGCUCGCGAAGUAUGUGAAGCAGUUCCAGAAACAGGUGGAGGUCGACCUUGUCAAAAUUGCAUCCAAGGACAAAAAGACAAAUUGACAUACCUUGAAUGGAAACAAAAGAAUUGGGAUCGUCCUGGACAACCUGACGGUACUUGCCCUGGUAACAGAAACAAACGUAUCAUUGCCGGUGCUUACUUGGACCCACCACAAGAAGGAAACAAAUGUUGUUGCGAACCUGUCAACAGUCCCAACUACCCCGAAGUCAACGUUCCAAGUGGUCAACCUGAAUAAAUAUUCCAUGGCCCUCUUUAAAUUCUUGUAAAAACAUUAAUGGACAUAAAAGAAAAUAAUAAAACAUUUUUC
Messenger RNA from Clunio marinus, 402 nucleotides. The record is from the annotation of a GenBank genome assembly. Lineage: Eukaryota; Metazoa; Arthropoda; Insecta; Diptera; Chironomidae.